This is a messenger RNA of Drepanopeziza brunnea f. sp. 'multigermtubi' MB_m1, 1191 nucleotides long. RefSeq lists its product as uncharacterized. Gene Ontology annotation, molecular function: pyridoxal phosphate binding; catalytic activity. The record is from RefSeq and is a predicted model, not a curated record. Gene Ontology annotation, biological process: biosynthetic process. NCBI's taxonomy places the organism in Eukaryota, Fungi, Ascomycota, Leotiomycetes, Helotiales, Drepanopezizaceae.
AUGGUCAAGCUCGAGCCUUUCGAGGUUGAGCAGUGGAUGGACAAAUACGAAACAACACCUGGAGUCUUGAAUAUUGCUGAGACAUGUGCCGCCAGUAUCUCAAUUGACACUCUUGUGUCCUUGUGCGAAGACCCUAAUAUCCCACAUCCACUCAACACUUCAACAAAGCUCAAAUAUGGCUCCAUUCGAGGCUCACAGGCGCUGCGAGAACGGCUUGCUUCUCUGUACUCCGUACGAGUCUCGACUCCACUUCCAGCCGAAAAUAUCCUCAUCACCCCCGGUGCUAUUUCUGCCAAUUUCCUCCUUCUAUACACGCUGCUUGGACCUGGAGACCAUGUCAUCUGCGAGCACCCUACAUACCAACAGCUUUACGAUGUACCCAGGAGCCUAGGUGCAGAGGUCUCGCUAUGGAAGCUUCGACGGGGACAGAAGUUCAUACCAGAUUUGGAAGACUUGAAGGAGUUAGUGAGGGACAACACCAAAAUGAUUAUCAUAAAUAAUCCCAACAACCCAACCGGAUCAACGACCCCCAAAUCUGUUUUGCAAGGCCUUGUGGAUUUUGCUAAGGAGCGGGAUAUCAUGAUCCUGUGUGAUGAAGUCUACCGACCUCUGUUUCACAGCAUAUCUCCUGCAGAUCCAGAUUUCCCUCCGUCCAUUGUGUCUUUGGGGUAUGCCAAGGCUAUCAGCACGGGCUCAAUGUCAAAAGCUUACAGUUUGGCUGGCAUACGACUGGGCUGGAUGGCAUGUCGAGACCGAUCGAUAGUCGAGGCCAUUGCUUCUGCUAGAGACUACACCACCAUAUCCGUCUCGCAGCUCGACGAUCAAGUCGCCACAUACGCCCUCUCCCAAUCUGUCCUACACGCUCUACUAGGGCGUAAUCUUAAGCUUGCUAAGACGAACGUUGCCAUGCUGGAGAAGUUCAUUGAUCGCUGGAGUGACGUCUGCUCUUGGGUAAGACCAACCAGUGGAACUACAGCUCUUGUCAAAUUCGAGAAGGAUGGUAAACCUGUUGAAGACGUGCAGUUCUGCCUUGACGUUCUGGAGAGCACCAAGGUCAUGUUCCUGCCAGCUUCAAAGUGCUUUGGUGCGGAAUUCAAAGGCUACGUACGCAUCGGAUUUGUGUGCGAGACUGCGGUUCUGGAGGAAGCGUUGAAGCAACUCACGCUUUAUGUUCGCAAGAAUUUGCUGUAA